UGUUUUGCUCACUGAUGAACCAAAGAAGGCUAAACUCAGAGUCCAAUUUCCAUUCUGACCAUGUCAUCCACAGGUCUUCUCGUGGUAUCCAAUAUCAAGCAGUUGAGCAAAUCCUUGCGAAGCAUUGAGAAAUAUGUAAACUCCCUUUACAUCCACCUGAACGUGAAUCAAGAAUCCCCGUCAUCGCCAGUGGUACCACCACCGGCCUGGGGACGUCUAAUCUCCCAGCUCUAUGCGGAUAGCAGCGGCUAUGUGGGCACCAAGAUUGACCUCCGAGUGCUGAUAUCACCCCUGAAGCAUAAAGAUGUGAACACCUUGCGAUUACGCAAGAAUGUAGAUCUAAUAUUCUCCGAUGCUCAUCAGCCGGAGUUGUGUGAGAGAUUGCGCAGUGUGCUGAACAUAAGCAAACCUACAAUAUUCCUAGACGAGGAGGUAUCCAAGGGAGUGAGCCUACUAGCUGUCGAGGAUCAGCAGCAGCAAAAGGAGGAGAAGGUGUAUCCUUCAGUGGUUUUGGGUGGAACCUUUGAUCGCAUUCAUUUGGGUCAUAAGAUAUUUCUCACUCAGGCUGUGCUACGCUCCCACAAACGUCUUGUUGUGGGCGUGACUACAGCAGCGAUGACCAAAUCCAAAAUCUUGCCCGAUUUGAUUUUGCCCGUUGAGGAGCGCAUUGAACAACUGCGCGACUUUCUGCUGGAUAUUGAUGAUACACUUCAUUAUGAUAUAGUGCCCAUUGACGAUCCUUUUGGUCCCACACAAUAUGAUCCCGACUUGGAUAUGAUUGUGGUCAGUGCCGAGACUCUGAGGGGCGGCCAGAAGGUCAAUGAGAUACGCAAAAGCAAACAACUUAAUGAAUUGGAUAUAUUUGUCAUUGAUAUUGUGGAGAGCAACAAUCUCGAUGGCAUCCACGAGACGAAAGUUAGCUCCAGCAACACUAGAAUAGAUCUAUUGGGCACAAGAUGGCGUAAGCCCGAAGCCAAGCCCCAAUUGCCAGAUUAUCCCUAUAUAAUAGGUCUGACUGGCGGCAUAGCCUCUGGCAAGAGUAAAAUGGCCCAGAGAUUGGGUGAGUUUGGUGCCCAUGUCAUCGAUUGCGAUAAGGUGGCCCAUGAUGUCUACGAGCCGGGUCAAGUGUGCCAUGAGAAGAUUGUCAAGCAUUUCGGUGACCAAAUCCUUGCCAGCGAUGGCUCCCAACGCAUUGAUCGCUCCAAAUUGGGUCCACUGGUCUUUGCUAAUGCCCAUGAACUUCAGAUUCUGAAUGGCAUUGUUUGGCCCGAACUGAUGAAUGAGGUCAAUAGACGGUUAAAUGUAUUACGUUCAUCUGACCAAGUACCACGAGUUGUUGUCCUUGAGGCUGCUGUACUCCUGCGUGCCGGGUGGGAAUCAAAUUGCCAUGAAGUUUGGUCCAUGAUUGUGCCCCCAGAGGAAGCUGUACGCAGAAUUAUCGAACGCAAUGGCCUGAGUGAGGAGGAAGCCCGUAAGCGUCUGGCUAGUCAGGUGCCAAAUCCUGAAAUCGUUGCCAAAUCCCAUGUCCUCUUCAGUUCACAAUGGGAUUAUGAUUUCACACAAAAACAAGCGGAGAGAGCAUGGCAAAUCCUUUGCCGGGAAUUGGAGCAGCGUCCAAGAACGAGUAGCUUAUGACUAGAUUCCAUACAUUAGCCAUGCCGUUCCAUAUCCUUUUGUCCAAAAGGCGCUGUUGGUGUUGGUUAAAUUUGUAUAUUUUCGUAAAUUGUAUAUUCCAUUUGCCUUUUAUAUUCGUUUCUUUUGUUAAAUUGUUAGUAUGAAAUGAGUGUAUAUAUAUAAAUAAUAAAGGAUUUUAUACCUAAA
Drosophila willistoni is the source of this 1821-nucleotide messenger RNA. It is a transcript of the gene Ppat-Dpck, whose product is annotated as bifunctional coenzyme A synthase. The transcript is spliced from 2 exons. Gene Ontology annotation, biological process: coenzyme A biosynthetic process. Bases 61 to 1635 code for a protein of 524 amino acids. The record is from RefSeq and is a predicted model, not a curated record. Gene Ontology annotation, molecular function: ATP binding; dephospho-CoA kinase activity. NCBI's taxonomy places the organism in Eukaryota, Metazoa, Arthropoda, Insecta, Diptera, Drosophilidae.